Messenger RNA from Camponotus floridanus (Florida carpenter ant), 11047 nucleotides. Its product is annotated as probable chitinase 10. The transcript has 26 exons. Gene Ontology annotation, cellular component: extracellular region. NCBI's taxonomy places the organism in Eukaryota, Metazoa, Arthropoda, Insecta, Hymenoptera, Formicidae. Gene Ontology annotation, molecular function: chitinase activity; chitin binding. Gene Ontology annotation, biological process: carbohydrate metabolic process; chitin catabolic process. The record is from RefSeq and is a predicted model, not a curated record. Bases 1651 to 9849 code for a protein of 2732 amino acids.
CGCGACCAUUCUUUGCUAAAAUCUGCUUCUGACAGCGGAUCCGAAAGAUCCUCGUUGUAUUUGCUUACACGUUAAAUUGCUCGCACAACGCCCCGUUUAUCAAGACAACUAUCAUUAAGGAAAAGCUACGAGCACCUGUCUCGUACUCGUUGUGAAUGCGAGUCUCGUCAGGGUCAGUAUCGUAUUUAAUCUCGCGAGAUGCCUUCCGCGCGAGGAGACCCGACUUUGCGAAGGUUGUGCGGUUCUCGCUCUCGAUCGGCCCGUCCUUUUUCAAAAAGCACUCGCGAAGAUAUAUGUAUAUACAUCAUCUGGCUAUUUGUAUUACUCAUUCGCAGAACGAGCGAGCGACAUGUGUCAAUGGACGAAUGAAUCGUGAGUCGCGACACAUUGUCAUCCUUCGAGAAAACGAACAGAGAAAUACAUCGCUUAGCUAUUCGGGGGCGAAGAGAGAGAGGACAAAACCUGUCGGAGGAUGUAGAAUACAGUAUGAAGUCAAAUAAGAAGAAACAGAAUAGAAAAGAGGGCAAAACGAAUGGUAGAGCGAAGAAGAAGAGGAACGGAUCAGCGAUGCCUAAAUCUUCGACUGUUCCUUGGGAUGGGCGCCGAGGUCACUAACCGGCAACUAUAAAAGCGGCCUGGGACCGGUGGCACGGCCUUGAUUCUCUCUUAAGACCCUUAGUAGCCAACAGUGUCGAUCAAGACCUGAAAGAAUUGAUCAUCUUCGAUGCCUUUGCGUCAUUUUCUUUCCGCGAUGGAGUCUGAAGAUGAAUGAUGUAAAAGAACCGCUUUUUGGAAUUUUGAUUCGCCACCGAUUGCGAUUAAUAUUAUGCGAAACCUUGUAGCAAGAAGUCAAUCAGUUAUGAACGAGGUGUAAGAGAAAAAAAAAUGAAAACAGCUACAUCCUAAUGUCUACAUAAUGCAGCGAUAACAAUCUUGCAGUCGAAGUUAUUAUUAAAACGCAAAAGACAGCCUGUCCCUUUCACCGACGAUGCGAAUUUUUUUCUUCAGAAAAGAGAAAACAAAUGACCGAUAGAUCGACCACUCGUAAGUUCAAGGCGAAUCCCGUUGCCACUCCCUAAGAUAGGGUGCCUUAUUUUUGGAAGUUCCCGAAGAGAAGGCUCGUUCAAUUUGCGUAGACUUGUAUCAUUAUUAUGUAAUCCAUGGAUAGACAAUGCAUGUUUAGCGAUAAGAAGCGGUGACACUUUAAUUAAAAAUAUCAUCGAGCGACGUCCUAAACAGAUCCCUUGAGAGAUCCCAGUACAUCCCACAUGGCAAUUUAUAUCGCAAACGAUCAAGAGGGUAGGAGCGCUCGAAACCGAAGAGAGAUUUCGUCUUGGGCGUCCAAGUCCAGGGCGUUUACGUGUACGAAGUCGUGCUCCUCUUGUGGUCAAGGUCACCGCAGAGCGGGGGACUUAGUAGGCAGGAUGUUGGACCCCCUUCCCCCGGAAUGGAGGAGUAGGUAUAUAUAUGCGUCCUCACGCAUCCGGAAUACCAGAUUGUUGGCCCUCUCCGUUGGCCGCUCCAUCGGUGGUGGUGGUCUUUUAAAAUUCAUCGCGGUGUCCAAGGAGAGCACGCACCUGGAGGAGACCUAGAAAAAAGCCCUUGCGAAUCGAUCAGUGUGGUCAGAUCGCGUGCCGUUAACAGCCAGUCAUGGUGGCUUGGAUUAUCCUCUUGACGCUGGUGAGCUUAUCGUCAGCUGUCCCUUCGAAACGACAAGUAUCAAUUGAAGAAAUCCUGCCUUUCACACCAUCACGGAAUGAACAACGUGGUUCCGUUCGCUCGUUCCGGAGAGAUGCCAUCGAGAGGCCACCGACUCCGACAUUCGAUCGCCUGUCAAAUUAUUUUGAUUAUGGUAAUGAGUUUGGCUCGCAUAGAUAUCCUCUGCGUGAUGCAGUCGAAUCGUUACCAGCCAACGUCCUUUACGCUGAAUCGAGUCACAAAUUUCGAGAUGACUUUGAGAGCGAAAACAGAAGAUUACCUUUGAGAGAUGCAGUGGAACAUCGCGAAUCACCUUUUAUCAGUGUCGAUGUGGAUUACGAGUCGAUUUGGAUCGAACCUGUGGCACCGCCAAUCCUGCGAGGAACGCAAAAUUUUGAACCUAAAAUUGUCUGCCGCUUUAAUUCCAAAGCUGUUCAUAGAACGGAACCGUUCUCUUUGCUUCCAGAAAAUGUGCCAGAUCACAAGUGUACUCAUCUGAUAUACGAUGCUGCCAUUUUGGAGAAAGACAAUAUCUUCCUUAGAGAUCCAUAUGAUCAAGACGGUUAUAAUGCUAUUAUAAAACUUCGUUCGCGGGAUCCAACACUACGUGUGCUCAUAUCAAUCACAAAUCUGAAUUUACACGACGGUCUAUUCAUCCAAUAUUUCUCCCACACGACUCUAUUUCGGCAAAAGUCUAUUCUCGAGUUCCUCGAGGAAUAUCCCUUCGAUGGCAUCGAGCUCGACUGGCCGGCUGCUGCCGAGGAUUGGCAAAGCUUCAAGAGUAUGCUCAAAAUAAUCGGCGCUUUAUUGAGUAGAAAAGGAUAUACUUUGGCGGUGGCAUUGAGACCGGAAGAUCCUGUGGAUCCAGAGCUCCUGUCAAUCGUCGAUUUGUUAAUUUUAAGAAGCUGGCAAGAUAUGUCAUUUUGUCAAGACAGCAGUUGCAAAAUGAAAAAUGAAAUAAUGGAGAAAAUUGCCCUUCAUCCGGGUCCCUUAAGUUUUGUCGCGCAAAAUAUGAGUGAAUGGAUCAGACAAGUCAGCAUCGAACAAAGAUCAAAGAUCGUUCUCGCUUUACCAAUCUUUGGUCAGGGAUACACCCUGAAAUAUGAUAAUCUUACUGACACCGGCGCGCCCAUUUUGGGACCUGGCAGAGAGGGUGAUUAUACUAAACAGCAAGAUGGAAAAUUAGCUUAUUACGAGAUAUGUGAUAAAUUGGAGAAAGGAUUGUGGUUCUCAGGCAGGGAUGAGGAAGGACCGUACAUAAAGCGUGGCGAUCAGUGGAUCGGCUAUGACGACCCUAUAUCGGUUAAAGUUAAAAUAGCAUAUGUUCGGGCGACGGGACUUGGCGGGGUUGCCUUAUGGUCGCUGGAUCUAGACGAUUUUCAAGGUAUUUGUGGAAAUCCUUGGCCGAUGCUAAACACAGCUGUGGAAGCUUUAGGAUAUUAUAAGGAUACGCUGGCAGUAAAUUGUCUACAUGAGUAUUACCUCUUCGGAGUGGAUCAAGAAGAUUGUUCGAGAUUUUAUUCUUGCAUCAAAGGAAAGCUGCAUCAUGGUCACUGUGGACAUAAUCGGCAUUUUAAUUUACUCGAGGAACGCUGUCUGAUGAAUACUCCGGAGAAACUUUCGACAUUGUACGGAAAAAAAACUUGCAAAUUCAAUGUUUUCGAACCAAUCCGUCAAGACCUUUCAUCAGGAAUAUCGUCGAAGCAGAAAAAUAUGUUGCUGCGACAGAAAGGACCAAGAGUGGUGUGUUAUGUAACUUCUUGGGCUCUGUACCGUAAAGAAGAUGGCAAAUUUGUGCCGGAACAUUUAGAUUCACAGCUUUGCACCGACAUUGUCUACGCUUUCGCCGGAUUGAAUCCUGAAACCUUACUGAUGCAGUCAUUCGAUCCUUGGGCUGACAUCGAAAAUAAUUUGUAUCAACGAGUAACUUCUAUCAGAGGAUCGAGAAUUUUACUAGCACUGGGCGGAUGGACAGAUAGUUCUGGCGAUAAAUAUUCUCGAUUGGUCAGCAAUGACGCGGCUCGUCGUAAGUUUGUCGCGGCCACAGUGAAUUAUUUGAAAGAGCACAACUUUGAUGGGCUGUCAUUUGAGUGGAGUUAUCCAAAGUGCUGGCAGAGCGAUUGUAAAAAGGGUCCGGAUUCUGACAAACCCAAUUUGACCAAACUCAUACAAGAACUAAGAGAGGAAUUCGACAAACAGGAACCACCUCUUCUCUUAGCCAUUGCGUUAUCAGGAUAUAAGGAAGUUAUCGAUAGAGCAUAUGAAGUGCGCGAGAUCUCGCGAGCCGUAGACUUCAUGUCGGUUAUGGCCUAUGACUAUCACGGCGCCUGGGAAUCCAAAUCAGGACAUAUAGCACCCUUGUUCGGCUCACCUAGUGAUAGCAAUCCUUAUUAUAAUGUCAAUUUUACCAUGAGCUACCUCGUUAGGCUCGGUGCUGAAAAAUCUAAACUUCUAGUCGGCAUUCCAUUGUACGGUCAAUCUUACCGACUUUCUACUGCGAGCCAAGCUGGUUUGGGUGAUCCUACGACCGGUCCCGGUAAGCCAGGAGAGUUCACCAAACAACCUGGAAUGUUGGCUUAUUAUGAGAUUUGCGAUAGGAUUAAACAGUAUGGUUGGAAAACAAAACCCGGACCAAGUGCUCAGUUUGAGGAUCAAUGGGUAGGUUUCGAAGAUCGAGAAAGUGUCUACGCUAAAGGUAAAUAUAUAGCAGCUAACGGCUAUGGUGGAGCUACAAUGUGGACCGUUGACCUAGACGAUUUUCAAAAUCGUUGCUGCUCAGAGUCAUAUCCUCUAUUGAAAUCUAUUAAUCGUGCACUAGAUCGUUUAUCGACGCCAAUCUCGGAAGACUGCCAACGUCCACCGCAACCGGUAACACCACAAGCACCAACAUUGACCACUCAUAGCGAUGCUGCGAACAACGGUAAUUCACAUCAUACUACGCCGAUGACAACAUCCAGCACUCAAACUACAACAUGGCCCACAUGGACGGAAAGACCAAGCACUGCCACCCAGCAGACGACCAAAACUACGUGGCCUAUGUGGACAUGGACCACUCAGAAACCAUCUAGCAAGAUUCCAGAGGAAACGACAAAACCUAGUUGGAUACAAGAACCAAGUACAACCAGUAGCACUACGAGCUGGACUACAUCGAGAGCACCUACUACACGGCCUACCACGACAACUACCACAACACAGGAAUCAAUUAUCACCACGCCAGGAACGACCUGCACUGACGGCGAAUACUACAGUGAUCCCGCGAGUUGCAGCAAUUAUUACAGAUGCGUUCGCGGCGAGUUAAAGCGCGAGCAGUGCGCACCAGGGUUGCAUUGGGACGCGAAACGACAUCUCUGCGAUUGGCCAUCGGCAGCGAAAUGUCAAACAGAAACUGGUUCGACACACAUAUAUACUUCGACAACAAAUCGACGUCCUUUGUUAAGUUCAACCAGAAGACCACCUUCUUUCACAACCACCGUUAAAAUCACGUCGACGAUGACAACAACAACGACGACGCCAACAACAACGACGACGCCAACAACAACGACGCCAACAACGACCACAAAAUUCACCACGUCAAAACCUAUUAUUUUCGUGACAUCGACGCAAAAACCAUUAAAACCAUGCCAACACGGACAAUACUACCCUUAUCCGAAUUCAUGUACGAGCUUCCUAGUCUGCGUAAACGGCGAACUCGUCUCGCGACAAUGCGGCCCGGGUUUAAACUGGAAUGUUGAAAAGAACAUGUGUGAUUGGGCCUUUAAAAACCCCUGUGUCGAGACCUCACCUCAUAAAAACGCUCUGCUUGUGGGAAAAGAUAACACCUGCAUCUCCGGCAGCUACAGUAGCGUACCAGGUGACUGCGGAAGCUACCAAGCAUGUCUUUGGGGUCAUCAAGAAGUGUUUAGUUGCGCGCCAGGUUUACAUUUCAACAAAGAGACCCGUAUUUGUGACUGGCCGGCUCGGGCAAAAUGCGCGAACGAUGACAAGGAAGCCACCACGCAGAUAACAAUACCCACGACGAAUUUACCAGUUCAACCAUCUUCGACUUCGCAGAAACCGGUCACGCAACCUACGGCUACGGAACAAACACUCGUUACGUCAACCACGAGCCAGCCUACAUCGACCCUGCCUUCUGCAAUUAUAGAUCCUGACAAAGUGUCCCCUCUAUCUGGCGACUUUAAAGUAGUGUGUUAUUUUACUAAUUGGUCGUGGUACCGUCGCGGAAUUGGCCGUUAUCUUCCGGAACAUAUCGAUCACACCUUGUGCACACACAUCGUGUACGGUUUCGCGGUGCUAGAUUAUUCCGAGCUAGUGAUUAAAGCUCAUGAUUCUUGGGCGGAUUACGACAAUCGUUUCUACGAGCGGGUAGUGGCUUACAAGAAACGGGGUCUUAAAGUACUUCUCGCGUUAGGCGGCUGGAAUGAUUCGGCUGGUGACAAGUACAGUCGAUUGAUACACAGUCUGUCUGCCAGAAACAAGUUUAUCGAUCAUGCUAUUCAAUUCAUAGAGAAAUACGGCUUUGAUGGCUUGGAUCUUGAUUGGGAAUAUCCUGUUUGUUGGCAGGUGGAUUGCAACAAGGGCCCAGAUUCGGACAAAGAAAGAUUCGCGACUUUAUUGCAGGAAUUGAGCGCAAAGUUCAAACCGAAAGGACUUUUACUCUCAGCAGCAGUCUCGCCGAGCAAGAAGGUAAUCGACAAGGGCUACGAUGUGCCGGCGCUGGCCAGAUAUUUAGAUUGGAUCGCCGUUAUGGCAUACGAUUAUCACGGACAAUGGGAUAAAAAAACUGGUCAUGUGGCGCCCAUGUAUUAUCAUCCAGACGAUGACUACUCUUAUUUCAACGUUAAUUAUUCUAUCAAUUACUGGAUUUCGAAGGGUGCGCCACCCAAGAGUAUCGUUAUGGGUAUGCCAUUGUACGGACAGUCCUUCACAAUUAACGAUCCGAGAGCGGGAACUGGUCUGAAUUCCCCCGCUAGCGCUGGAAAUGCCGGUGAAUUCACCAGAGCUGCAGGUUUUCUAUCUUAUUACGAGAUCUGUGAUCGCGUGCGCAAUCGCGGCUGGACAGUAGUGCAGGAUCAAGAAUACAGAAUGGGCCCAUAUGCUUACAAAGGCAGCCAAUGGGUCGGUUUCGAUGACCCAGAAAUGAUUCGGCGGAAAGCGCAAUUCAUACGCGACAUGGGCUUAGGUGGAGGCAUGGUAUGGGCUUUAGAUUUGGACGAUUUUCGCGGACGAUGCGGCAACGGACCUCAUCCGCUAAUGCACGUGAUCCAACAAGUGUUGGCGAAACCGCGAAGCGACAUGUACAUAUGGUCCGAAAAUCAGAAGCCAACAACAACGACGAUGUCGGUCACCAUCAAACCCACACAAACGAUACAACCGACUAUGUCAGUAGAUCAUACUACGCUUAAUACUCCCAGAAACGAAUUGAAAGUCAUUUGCUACUUUUGCAAUUGGGCCUGGUAUCGACAGGAGGGCGGUAGAUUCAUGCCAGAAGACAUAGAUCCCGACCUCUGCACCCAUGUGCUUUACGGAUUUGCUGUUCUCGAUGGUAGCAGCUUGACAAUUAAGUCUCACGAUCCUUGGGCUGACAUAGACAACAAGUUUUACGAAAGGGUGGCGGCAUUCAAGUCGAAGGGCCUGAAAGUACUAAUGGCAUUGGGCGGUUGGAAUGAUUCAGCUGGCGAUAAAUACAGCAGACUUGUAAACUCACCUACUGCUAGACAGAAAUUUGUUGCGCAAGCUUUGCACUUUAUCGAAAAAUAUGGUUUUGAAGGCCUAGACUUAGACUGGGAAUAUCCAGUGUGCUGGCAAGUGGAUUGCAACAAAGGCCCAGAGUCUGAUAAAGAAGGUUUCAGCCAGCUGGUAAAAGAACUGAGCGAUGAAUUCAAGCCGAGGGGGCUGCUUCUGUCCGCAGCUGUCUCACCGAGUAAAAGGGUAAUCGACGCAGGAUAUGAUGUUCCUGUUUUGUCAAAAUAUUUAGACUGGAUAUCUGUAAUGACCUAUGAUUUCCAUGGGCAAUGGGACAAAAAGACAGGUCACGUGGCACCGUUAUAUCAUCUUCCAAGCGACUGGGAGCCAACAUUUAAUGCCAAUUUUUCGAUCCAUUAUUGGAUAGAGAAAGGUGCGAAUCCACAGAAGCUAGUCAUGGGCGCUCCAUUAUACGGACAAUCAUUUUCAUUGGCGGAAAUAAAUGUGCACGGAUUAAAUGCGCCAACUUAUGGUGGUGGUGAGGCUGGAGAGGCAACCAGAGCAAGAGGCUUCUUAUCAUAUUAUGAGAUAUGCGAAAGAACAUUAAAAAGAGGCUGGACGGUUAUUCAAGACAAAGAAAGGAGAAUCGGUCCUUAUGCUUACAAAGGUGAUCAAUGGGUGAGCUUCGACGACGCUCAACAAAUUAAAUUAAAAGCAGAAUUUAUUAAGAAACUUGGUCUUGCUGGUGGGAUGGUCUGGGCUUUAGACCUGGACGAUUUUAAGAACAGAUGUGGCUGCGAACCUAGCCCGCUAUUGAGAACGAUGAAUCGAGUGUUGAGAAACUAUCCGGAGGGCCCGCUGUGUCCUGUUACGGAAGGUACGGAAACUAUCAUAAUCGAUAUUGACCAGACUGAUAUGGAGUCUACAACUGUCAGUGAACGUCCGAUAUAUGAAUCUACAACGUCGCCGAGGCCAACGUAUACACCAUCAAUCACAACAACGACAGUGACAACGACGAUAGAAUCAGAUACGGACGACACCAUUGAGAUCGAAGCGAGUUCGCCACCACCGAUUGAUUGCGGAGGACUUUUGUUCCUACCGCACCAAAGCGAUUGCACCAAAUAUUAUUUAUGUAACUUCGGCAAGAUCUCGGAACAGUCCUGUCCAACUGGACUGUUUUGGAAUAAAAACCGAUGUGAUUGGCCGGAGAAUACCAAGUGUACUCAGACUGCUCAGCGUCAAAUAAGCAUGUCGCCAAGACUGACAACAGUCGAAAAUGCGAGCGAUAAGAAGGUGGUUUGCUAUUAUACUUCUUGGUCUUCGAAACGGAUGAGCUUUGGCAAAUUUUUGCCAGAGGACAUCGAUGGAGAACUGUGCACGCAUAUCGUUUAUGCCUUUGCUACGCUAAAUAUCAAGGAGUCGGAAAAUAGGAGAAAUACACCGACAUUUACAUUGAAUGUCGACGAUUCUACUGAUAUUUAUAGACACUUUCUCAAUAAAGCAGCAGAAGUUAGAAAAAAAAACGGCGUUAAAAUAUUACUCGGUUUAGGAGGAUGGAACGACUCGAAGGACAACAAGUACAGCAGGUUGGCUGAUUCGUCAACGAUUGGACAGUUUGCACAAUAUACGGCGCAAUUUGUUCAGAAGCACGGUUUCGAUGGUUUGCAUCUUAAUUGGCAAUUUCCGGUAUGCUGGCAGGCCGAUUGUAAUAACGGUCUUCAGCGCGAUAGUUUCAACUUUUAUCGCCUGCUUCAUAAAUUCAACGAAACUUUUAAAUCUAAAGAACUUCUAUUAUCCAUCGAGGUCUCAGCGAGCAAGAUCGUCAUUGAUAACGCUUAUAUCGCGAUUCCGUCCUUGGUACAAUAUGUGGAUUGGAUCGGCAUAAUGACAUACGACUAUCAUAACUCCUGGGAACGCGAAACCGGUCAUGUUGCACCGCUCUAUUAUUAUCCUAGCGAUGAUACGGUAUUUCUAAACGUCAACUUUUCCGUGAGAUACUGGCUCGACAAGGGUGUACCGGCCAAUAAGAUUAUCAUGGGUAUUCCCGCUUACGGAUCGAGCUUCACUUUGGCCGUACCGCAAAAUUAUACCGUUGCAUCCCCAGGCUUCCAUGCAGAAGUCUCCGGACCUGGAGAACCUGGAAAAUUCACGAAAUCGUCCGGUUUCCUAGCUUAUUAUGAAAUAUGUGAUAAUGUGAGAAAUGAUGGCUGGUCCGUGACGAAAGAUCCGGAAGGACGUGUGGGACCCUACGCAUCGAAACGCUAUCAGUGGGUCAGUUAUGACGAUAUAUCCGAUAUAGCGAGAAAGGCCGAUCUGAUAAAAGAACUAAACCUUGGCGGCGGUAUGAUCUGGUCUAUUGAUCUGGACGACUUCAAAAACCUAUGCGGCUGCGGAAAGUAUCCAUUGCUGACGACCCUGAAUCGCAAACUCGGAAGAAGGCAGCCCGGUCACGCGACCGAUUGCACUUGAACUGCAUAAGAGCGAUAACGUGUAUAUCAAAGAAUGUUGUUUUUAUCGCGGUCAUGACCCUUUAUUUGAUAAUGUCGAGUGAUCUUUUUAUCUCUACUCUACCAUGGAGCAUGGAGAUUCUAAUCAAAAUAUUUACUAUCAUGAAUAUAUAAAUGUUGUGAUUUCCAGUGGCUGAUUUUUCUUUUAGUUUAAAAAGUGACGUAAAUCAGCUUCUUUUACGUUGCCUAAUACUUGUAAUAAUCAUAAAUAUUUCUCGGAAUUCUCUAUCGAAUAAAGGGUUAAUCGAAUGCAAUCAAUAAAUGCAUUAUCAAGUGACACAAGUUGCUCAAUACGAAUACGAAAAAUCGUAGCGAACUCUUUCUCAAAUAUUGGACACUGAGAAAAAGUCAUUUCGAGUGUCGCUUAAAUCCAUUGUAAAAGUGUGAUAUCCUAAUAUUACAUAUUCAUGCUUAUGUGUUAUUUUAUUUUCUAUAUAGAGAAAAUCAAUUAAUCCAGCCAAAUUUUCGGGUGAUUACAUAAAAAUCUCGGACGAUUCGCGAUCGCGAAAUUGAAAAUUCUCACAAUAAAUAUGAUACUACGUACUAUACUAUACUAAUGCAUUAUAAGACGUACGUAUAUGCUUAAUAAUGUAUAUUGUGACACUCUUCCGGAUGACGUGAAUGAAAGUUUCGUAAAUAAAGAAAAAUAAGAAGAACAUAUGCAUCGAAGAUUGUCUCUUUUUCUGGCAUAUGCAUCUUCACGUCACCUGAGAAGAUUAAUCUAAGAAGAUUAUCGUUUUAGUGUAAGUCUUAUAAUUAAGAUUUUUAUCUCACACGCGUUUAUUAAAUACAUGAUUGAUUUUCUCGAGAUUAAAGAUUUAAAAAUUAGUGAAAUAUGACUGAAAAAACAAUAAAUUACAUAUGACUGUUGUUUAUAAACAACAUACAUAAUAUUAUGAUACAUCAUGAUAUUGCACAUAUUCGAUUCUUGAUGCGAAAAAUGUAAUAAAAUAGUUAUAAACUGAUUAUAAUUCAAGAUCAUACAAAAUAAAGGAUAGAACCGAGCAAAUUUGCAUCAUACAAAAUAAAAGGACAAAAAUCGAAAAAAUUGCAUAUUACAUGAUCGCCAAUUUAAAGUAGAACCAAAGUUCUUCGAUUGAAUUAUAUAUCAUGGAAAUGUGUAACAUUUAUUGCAAUAUUAAACGAUACAUUUUAAAAGA